AUGGCGGCCUCUUUCCAGGACAAGCUGGUUGUGAUCACCGGCGCAGCUUCCGGCAUCGGCCGCGAGACCGCCAAGAUUCUUGCCAGCCGCGGUGCGCUUCUCUCCCUCUCGGAUAUUACCGAGGACGGCCUGCAUACCUUGAAAGCUGAGAUCGAGGGGAUCACGGGAAACGUAGGUACUGCGCCAUUCACAUCCGUGGUUGAUGUCCGCUCCCAGGACGCGUGCCGCGACUGGAUUACCGCCACGGUCUCCCACUUUGGCGGGCGGCCGAUUGAUGGAGCGGCAAACCUUGCAGGCGUUGUGACCUUGCCCAAGGCGGCAGCAACCGACAGUAGAGUUGCCAGUGACGCGGAGAUCGACUUCAUUUUUGAUGUCAACGUCAAAGGCACCAUCAACUCGCUGCGUGCGGAGCUGCCGCACAUGCGCGAGGGCAGCCCGGGCGUCAAUGGUAGCGCGAUCGUCAACGCUGGCAGUCUCUCUGGUCUGAUGGGUCUGGGUGGUUACAUGCCAUAUGUAGCCAGCAAGCAUGCAGUCAUUGGAAUCACACGCACGGUAGCGAAGGAGGAGGGCCUUAGGGGGAUCCGAGUUAAUGCUAUCGCACCGUAA
Molecule: messenger RNA, 606 nt
Organism: Neoarthrinium moseri
Lineage: Eukaryota; Fungi; Ascomycota; Sordariomycetes; Amphisphaeriales; Apiosporaceae
Exons: 1
Coding region: 1-606 (201 amino acids)
Molecular function (GO): oxidoreductase activity, acting on the CH-OH group of donors, NAD or NADP as acceptor
Source: RefSeq, a predicted model, not a curated record